Acanthosepion pharaonis is the source of this 717-nucleotide messenger RNA. Lineage: Eukaryota; Metazoa; Mollusca; Cephalopoda; Sepiida; Sepiidae. The record is from the annotation of a GenBank genome assembly.
AUGUUAUUAGCGAACUACCCGACAGUACUGUUUCAACACAUAAUUCAUUGCUCAUUCUUUCCCCUUUUCCUUAAAACUGUUUCCUUUACCUCUCUAUUUUCUUUGUCGUUUAUAUCUCUCCGCUCUUUUUUUUUUAUAGUUUCUUUAAUUUCUCCCUCUCUCUCUCUCUCCCUCUCUCUCUCUCUCUCUCUCUCUCUAAUGAAACUAAAACGAGACAUAAUUUCCCAACAACCUAAAUAUUUACCGUUUUCUUUAGCCAUCAAUUCAAAUUUCUUCUCUUUCUGUCAUUAUUUUCCUUCUUGUCGCCUCUUUUAUUUUCUUCAAAUUUCCCUUUUUUUUGUUCUUUUCCAACCUGACGUUGUAGAUAUUUUUCUUCGCCUCGUUUAUCUCUCAUUCUUUUCCAGAACGUUAAACUCUACUAACUUCCCUGCCUUCGUUUUUUCUUUCUUUCUUUCUUUCUUUCUUUCUUUCUUUCUUUCUUUUCUUUUCUUUUUUCUUUCUUUUCUUUUUUUUUUCUUUCUUUCUUUCUUUCCUUCCUUUUUUCUUUUCUUUUUCUUUUUUUUUCUUUCUUUCUUUCUUUCUUUCUUUCUUUCUUUCUUUUCUUUUUCUUUCUUUUUUCAUUUCUUAAUAUUAAUUAAAAAUUUCGAUUUUUAUUUUAUUUCAUUAUUCUAUCAUGGUCUGUAUGUAGAUUAUUCUUUCCCGUCUGUAGAUAGAUGA